CAAGUAUAGGAAUUUGUCCUUGCAAACAAAAAAUGAUUAUUAUUUAAUGUGAUUCAUUUUAUUUUGUGAAUAAGUGAGCCCGCAUGUACUGCUAUGUAUUGACGUAUGUAGAGGUCUUUUCAAGGUGAACUGUGGAUUACUCUACAAAUAGAAGCCAUGAGGCUCAAAAAACCUUGCAUGUCAUCACCAAUGCCUACUUCAAUGUGCAGCUUUGUUCCCUGUGCUGUAGAGAUAUUAAUUUUCCUAGGUCAAACAGAUGUCUGCCUCAUGUCACUAAAUAAGACCUGCCUACAGACAGGACUUUCUUAUUGCCUUAUAAUUACUUUUUUUCUUCAUAAAAAAAAGACAAAAAGAUGUAUUAAUAUUAAUUUUUUUACUUAAAUAAAUGAAUUGCAACACAUUCUUGUUUAAAUUUUUUUUUCCCCAUUUUAUUUUUAAAGGUCAUUUAUCUAAUUUCAUCUGAGUGUGUAGGGAAAAGAGUCCACUGCCCUCCACUGCCCUUCACUCUUGUUAAACUCAUUAAACAUGCUGAUGAAGAGUGUGCGUGUGCGUGUGUGUGAGAGACUGUUUCAUAUAUGUGGGUGGAUCCAUAGUCUCCAAGAGUCUCCUUGUGCCUGUAAUUUAUAAGACCCAGGGAGGUUACUAUACACCACAGCUUGCGCUUCAUUCAAUCUUUUUAUAAAUCAGCUCACUGGAGAUUUAAAGGAAAGGAAAAUAUGCUAGCACAAAAUCGUUCAGAUGUGCAAGCUCUCCUGCUCUCCUUUCUACAGCACUAUCUUAAUGAAACCUGGAACUUUCCAGCAGCAGAUCUCACUCCUGUGGCUCACCAGCCUUUAGGUGCAGUGCCAGUUAAAGUGCAGAGCCAAGGAUUCGUCUACAUUUUAAUAAUGGUUGGUCUUUUUAGCUUUUUCACCUUUGGCAUCAUGUUCAGUUACAUCCGCUCAAAAAAGCUGGAGAACUCACAGGAUCCAUAUCACCAAUAUAUAGCCAGAGACUGGGAGAGUGCAUUGGUUCCAUCUGCAGCCAUAAUGAAGUCUCUGAAAAACGAGUCCUUUGUUAUUGGUAACCCUGCAGCCGUGGAGCAGCUGCCGUGAGAAAGACGGAGAAAACUGGGGCAAAGAUUGAGCAUGAUAACUGAUGAUGACUGUUUGCUUUUAGAUUGAUUGCAAGGUCAAAUGAUUUCUCAAAAAGCGCAAUAUUUACUAUAUGACAAUUUGUAUCUGAAAUAAAUUGCUUACUUAGAAAAAAUAUAACUAUUGUUUUACAUAAGAUUUGCAUUCACUUGCUCUAUUACUUUAUUUCUAUAUAUACUAAUAAUAAAUGACAAAUCAUUGUGCAAAGGCUUGUGUUGUCUUGUCAAUCUGGUGCUAGUAUACAACAGCGCUUUUAAAUAUAAUAU
Silurus meridionalis is the source of this 1399-nucleotide messenger RNA. Its product is annotated as potassium voltage-gated channel subfamily E member 1. The transcript is spliced from 2 exons. Gene Ontology annotation, cellular component: membrane. The coding region runs from base 717 to 1094 and encodes 125 amino acids. Gene Ontology annotation, biological process: negative regulation of delayed rectifier potassium channel activity; membrane repolarization during action potential; regulation of ventricular cardiac muscle cell membrane repolarization. NCBI's taxonomy places the organism in Eukaryota, Metazoa, Chordata, Actinopteri, Siluriformes, Siluridae. The record is from RefSeq and is a predicted model, not a curated record. Gene Ontology annotation, molecular function: delayed rectifier potassium channel activity; transmembrane transporter binding; voltage-gated potassium channel activity involved in ventricular cardiac muscle cell action potential repolarization.